AUGGAGCUUGAAUUCUUCACAAAUCUAUCAUCAGAUAAGCCAAUCAACAUCCUAAAUCUGCCAUCAGAUAUGACAAUCAACAUCCUAUCGCGGCUCUCUACCCGAGAAAUUGCAAUCAGCAAAUGCGUUUGCAAACCAUGGCUCAAUCUGAUCGAGUCCAACGACAUCGUCAAAUCCAAAAUCAAAACCGCAUCUGCCCUAGUUCAUUACACGCUCUCAGCUCAAUGCACGAUUUUCGAAAUUGAAGACGAAGACGAAGCUGAUUUGGAGAUCCAUGAUCUUCACUACCAUCCACUAACUGAUUUGGUGAUCCCUCACCCAAACAGAUCACCAAUGGAAGGUACCACUGCUAAUGACUUGCUUCUUCUCUAUCCAUCAAUAACAAAAGGUAUUCCUCUUUACAUAUGCAAUCCGAUGACUCGUGAAUAUGCUGAGCUCUCUUACCCUCUUUAUAUCCCCGAGCGUGAGUUAAAAUUUGGAUUCGGUGUGAGCAAAUUAAGUGGGGAGUAUAAGGUGGUCUGCAUCAAUGCGGACAAUGGUUUCAACACUCACUAUGUAUACACCCUCGGAAUAGGGAAAUGGAGGCGCAUUGAAGCCGGGGCUGCUUCUGGUUACAAAUUUUGGACUGAACCUCUUUUAUGUAAUCACAACCUCCAUUGGGCGGUUAUAGAUUUGUGGUAUAACAAUUCUAUUUGUGGUUUUGAUGUUGAAACAGAACGUUUUAGCGUCUUCUCUUUUCCUGCUAAUGGAUAUGGAUAUGGGGAUUUGUGUGUUUUGAGGGACCACUUGUGUUAUUGUUACACUUUUGAUGAUGAUUUUAUCAUAUGGAUGAUGAAGGAAUACCAAGUUGAAGAAUCUUGGACUAUAGAAUACAAGUUGGGUCCAAUAAUUUGUGAUUUUGAUUGGGAUUUUAUGCUUGUCGAACCAUUCAAAGUUUUCAAAGAUGGUGACAUUUUGAUGUUGCUAGACAAAGGUCGUUUGGAUUUAAAAAUGUGA
Messenger RNA from Salvia hispanica, 996 nucleotides. The record is from RefSeq and is a predicted model, not a curated record. NCBI's taxonomy places the organism in Eukaryota, Viridiplantae, Streptophyta, Magnoliopsida, Lamiales, Lamiaceae.